GUUGUUGAGACGAAGGUUGAAGGUAGCCAAACGAUUGUCACCACACGUACUGUGACCAGCACCUUGGCAGAGGCUUCGGGUACCAAUGGUAGCUAUAGAGCAACUGUUGAGGAGGAAACUGUGAUAGUGACUGGAGCUGGAGAUGCCAUUCAGUCAUCUGUUAGUGGCGCAGACGGAGCCGUGACGACCCAAGUAGUUGUUUCUCAAUUUGAUGGUGGCGCGGUGAGAAUCAUGGGCUCAGCGUUGACAGCGAUGUUGAUAGGAAUUCUUUUAUUCUGA
Williopsis jadinii is the source of this 279-nucleotide messenger RNA. RefSeq lists its product as uncharacterized. The record is from RefSeq and is a predicted model, not a curated record. The transcript has a single exon. NCBI's taxonomy places the organism in Eukaryota, Fungi, Ascomycota, Saccharomycetes, Phaffomycetales, Wickerhamomycetaceae. The annotation marks the transcript as partial.